AUGAAGAAGAUGGUGAAGCUGAUGGUGCUGCUGCUUCAGGCUGCGUGGGUGUUGACAGUGGCAGCAGACCCGCUGAGGGUGGAAGGCCAACCGGAUGAUGGCGGCGGUGCGGACACCCUUAGCCACUCUCUGGUGCUGGUUCAGCGCUUGGAGGCUAUUUUCCUCCAAGGCAACGGCAGUGACGUGACGCUGCGGGUGGAGACGCCCGAUGCUGACGAGGUCAAACUGUUGGCGGUCCACUCCCUGGUUCUGUCGCUGCAGAGUCCUGUUCUGGAGGAUAUGCUACGGGUGCGAAACGGCAGCACGCUCACACUGCGCGAGAGUCCGGAAUGCGCCGCAGUCUUUGAAAAGUUCAUCAGGUACCUGUACUGCGGCGAUCUCUCCCUGAGACUGGAGCAGGCCAUCCCGCUUCACCGCCUAGCCAGCAAGUACCAGGUGUCGGCGCUGCGGCGGGGCCUGACGGACUACAUGAAGUUCAACCUGGCCCGGGAAUCACCUUCGGGCCACGUGGCGGGCUGGUACGAGUAUGCGUCGGAAGCUGGCGACACAUCCCUGCGGGACGGCUGCCUCCAGUACUUGGCCUGGAACCUAUCCUCCGUCCUGCGGAGCAGUGAGUGGACCACCGUCAGCUCUGGGCUGCUCAUGACGUUGCUGCGCCGUUCCGAUCUGGUGGUGCAGAGCGAGAUGGAGCUCUUCGCCGGACUGGAAGAGUGGAUCUCGCACAACAGCCCUGACGGGCUGACGGCGGAGAACGCGUUGAGGGCGGUGCGCUACGCAAUGAUGCCGCCCCGAGAGCUUUUCCGCCUCCAGAGCCGGUCGGCCGUUCUGGCCCGCUACCGGGAGUCGGUCCGCGAUCUUCUCUACAUGUCGUACCAAUUCCACGCCGCCUCCCCGGUGCACAUGGCCAAGUACUUUGACGUCAAUUGCAGCCUCUUCGUGCCCAGGAACUACCUGGCCCCGCUGUGGGGGUCCUCCUGGGUAGUUGGCAAUCCCACCCGGGACGACCGCAGCACCAGCUUCCAGACGCAGCUCGGGCCCAGCGCGCAUGAUGCCAGCAAACGGGUGACCUGGAACGUCCUGUUUUCGCCCCGCUGGCUGCCACUCAGCAUGAGGCCCAUGUUCACGGACACGGGCGCCAUGCAGCCCACGCGGAUCGAGGGCGGGCGCCCCCGCAUCAUCGUCACGCCGGCCACUUCCAGCGCCGACUUUGCCGGCGUCAGCUUCCAGAAAACGGUCCUGGUUCUGGCUCAGCGGCGUGGCCGACUGCUGGUCAAGCACGUCUACGACUUCCACCAGAGCACCGAAGAGAACGGCGACUUCCUGGCCGAUGCCGACCUGCACCGACGGACCUCCGAGUACCUGGUGGACGGGUCCCUGGUACUCCACGUGGUGGUCAAGCCCAUGUACCAGAGCCUCGUCACUGGCAAGAACUGA
Messenger RNA from Nerophis lumbriciformis (worm pipefish), 1434 nucleotides. The record is from RefSeq and is a predicted model, not a curated record. Lineage: Eukaryota; Metazoa; Chordata; Actinopteri; Syngnathiformes; Syngnathidae.